AAAGCACUAUCCGGCAGGUCGGUAACAUUUAAUAGCAGGCAUCACAAGCCCGCACUUUAUCACAACAAUCCGACCCAAGUGCGUCGUCCUCUUCGCCAUACUGUAAAAACCUCUUCAGUACUAAAUAAGUACUUUAUUAAAUUCUUAUCUUUAAUAUUAAAAUUUUAAAAAAUUAUUUCGAGCUUGUAGAAUAGAAAAAAUAUUAUUUUACAAGCAAACGAGCAGUGUCAGUGAGUGAAGUUUGUUGAAAAAGGUGGGACGAAAUGUCUACAUCAAAAUACACGCUGGACGAAAGUCUCGGUGAGUCAUGGGUGGAAUUAAACCCCGCGCAGCUGGCUGACAGAAUAACACCCUUGCCAUUCGGAAGUGGUGGAGAAGAGUAUCUUCGUCUGUUAAGAGAAGCCCAAAGGGACUCUACACACUCCUCAGCGAGACACUCUCUAGCUUCUUCGCGGCGAGACACACCCAGAGAUAGUCCCAAGAGCCCACCCAACAGUCCAAAUACCGAGCGAUCUACUGACGAUGAUCUCAAAGGAGUAUAUAUAAAUUACAGCUGUGCCAAGGAUGCUAGUGAAUUGCUGGCAAAAGAAUCAGAUUGGAUGUACGAUGAAUGGUGUUCACGUCCAGAGCAAGUUCCACCAAACAAGGACUGGAAAUUCAAGCAUCCACUGGGCAUGACCAAAAGAAAAACUUACAGCAUUCGCACAGCCAAGGUCGGCAAGAAUGGGCUUUUCUCCAAGGAAGUUCUCUACACAUUAUUCUUGUCUAAUUUGCUGUCACUCAUCAUUGGCACUGGUUUUGGAGUAUGGCUGACCAGACGGGGACUGAUGAUGACACGUGUGGCUAUUGAGUGAGCUAGUCAAUAAGUGACUUGUAUAAGGAUUAAUUGUAAGGAUGACAAGAAUGAUUUUGAUUAUCGAGGUAGAAAGACUGACGAAAAGGAUUUUUAGAACGAGCCUAAUUUUAAAUACAAAUAAUAAAUUAAAUAUAUAAGAUUUAAUCACGUACACUCACGCUCUUGUCCAGUGUUCACAAUAUUAAUUAAUAUUAAUAUUAAUUACAUU
Cotesia glomerata is the source of this 1064-nucleotide messenger RNA. RefSeq names its product BCL2/adenovirus E1B 19 kDa protein-interacting protein 3 (gene BNIP3). Gene Ontology annotation, cellular component: nucleus; mitochondrial outer membrane; mitochondrial envelope. Lineage: Eukaryota; Metazoa; Arthropoda; Insecta; Hymenoptera; Braconidae. The record is from RefSeq and is a predicted model, not a curated record. The transcript is spliced from 6 exons. Gene Ontology annotation, biological process: mitochondrial outer membrane permeabilization; positive regulation of apoptotic process. Bases 264 to 854 code for a protein of 196 amino acids.